AUGCAGGAAACAGAGCCAGAUUUUAAUCAUUGUGCUGUGUGCAUUGAAGGUUAUCAGCUAAACGAUGUGGUCCGCAUCCUACCUUGCAAGCACGUCUUCCAUAAAAUCUGUGUGGAUCCGUGGCUAAAUGAGCACUGCACCUGUCCUAUGUGUAAACUCAACAUUCUCAAAGCUCUGGGAGUUAUGCCCAACCUGCCCUGCGUGGACAACAUGGCUUUUGACAUGGAUCGGAUGUCCCGCAGUCAGACUUCCAGCCAGAGGACAGCGCUGGUGGACUUGUCCUCUGAGACCAGCAUUAGUCUGGAGCCCCUACGUCACUCCAGUUCUUCCCAGCUUCCCUCCGACGAAGAGCUCAUUCCUCGCUCUGGAGAGAUCAACAUUUCUGUCACUAAAGAGUGGUUUAUUGUUGCCAGCUUCGGCAUCCUCUCUGCUCUCACACUUUGCUACAUGAUCAUCAGAGCCACUGCCAGCAGCCCCACCUAUGAACUGAAGUUGGAAUGAAGAUUUUUUAUUUUUUUGUGGUGUCCUGAUUUCUAAGACAGAAAUGCAUCCUGAAAAACGAAGUUGCCGAUUGCACUUCAAGUCCAUUUCUUGCACAUGCAUUGGUAGUGUUAAUAGAGCUAACUUCCAACUCUGUAGACAUGAGCACAUUCAGAGCUUUUCACUGGGUGAUAUUGCUAAUGAACUUCUUGUUUUACUCAAUUGCUGUAAUUAAUA
Sinocyclocheilus anshuiensis is the source of this 717-nucleotide messenger RNA. RefSeq names its product E3 ubiquitin-protein ligase RNF130-like. The record is from RefSeq and is a predicted model, not a curated record. Bases 1 to 501 code for a protein of 166 amino acids. The transcript has 6 exons. NCBI's taxonomy places the organism in Eukaryota, Metazoa, Chordata, Actinopteri, Cypriniformes, Cyprinidae.